AUGACAACUUCGUCCAAGAAUGCAUUAACACCAUAUUUGAAAAAAUUGGUAGUAGAGCCGCCUACUUUAGAGCCUAAAGAUUUGUCAGAGGCACUUGAACUUAUUUUCAGUGAUAUUCCAUCAGAUAUUCAAACUGCAGCAUUUUUAAGCUGUUUGAGGUUGAGAGGGCUAGAUCAGGAAGCUGAUUAUAUCGCUGCUGCAGUCACAACAGUAUUGCAUUUUGCCAAAACCAUUCCUCCUGAGUUGGUGGAUUCUAAAGGAUACAUAGAUAUUGUUGGGACUGGUGGUGAUGGCCAAAAUACGUUCAAUGUUUCUACAUCAUCUGCCAUUGUGGCUGCGGGAAUGGGUUUACCAGUAUGCAAACAUGGUGGGAAGGCCUCCACUUCGUCUUCGGGAUCCGGUGAUUUGUUAAAGUCGUUGGGUGUGGACUUGUCGCAUGUAAACGAAGUCACCACGCCGGAAAUCGUUAAAAAAUCAAAGUUUUGUUUCCUAUUUGCACCUUCCUUUCACCCGGGGAUGGGCUUGGUUGCUCACAUUAGAUCACAAUUGGGUGUGCCUACUAUUUUCAAUAUUUUGGGACCACUAAUCAAUCCAAUACCGCUUAGAGCUAGAGUCUUGGGGGUGUACAGCGAAAAGUUGGGUGAAUCUUAUGCACAAGCAGCAUCGAUCUUGGCAAAGAAAAAUCAAACACAUGAAAAGACAAUGGUUGUGUUUGGAGAAAUUGUCCUUGAUGAAAUUUCACCAAUUGGAUACACAAAGACAUGGACAAUUGAUAAAAGCGGUAAAAUCGAACGUAAUAGAAUAUCACCUAAAGAUUUUGGGUUACCAGAACAUGAUUUAUCCACAGUGAAAUCAGGAACACCGCAACAAAAUGCCGAAAUCUUAUCACAUAUUUUGAAUCAAGAUAAUGAUGAAUUUAAAGUGAAGCAAGAUGGCAAUAACCACCCAUUGGUUGACUAUAUCUUAAUGAAUAGUGCAGCAGUGGCUGUAGUAUCGGGGAUAGCUGAUAACUGGGUAGAUGGUGUGGCGUUAGCCAAAGAAUCGAUUGUAAGUGGUGCAGCAAAGAAAGCACUCGAAGAUUUUCAAAACAGUUCAAAAGAAGUUUUAUAA
Messenger RNA from Candida albicans SC5314, 1110 nucleotides. RefSeq names its product anthranilate phosphoribosyltransferase (gene TRP4). Gene Ontology annotation, cellular component: cytosol. The record is from RefSeq and is a predicted model, not a curated record. Lineage: Eukaryota; Fungi; Ascomycota; Pichiomycetes; Serinales; Debaryomycetaceae. Bases 1 to 1110 code for a protein of 369 amino acids. Gene Ontology annotation, molecular function: anthranilate phosphoribosyltransferase activity. The transcript has a single exon. Gene Ontology annotation, biological process: L-tryptophan biosynthetic process.